CCGCGACCUACCUCCGUGCGGGUCGGCGACGAGGAACUCCUCCUCCCGCCCGCCGGCCGCGAACUGGCCCAGAGCAUGCGCUCUGCGGGCCUCCGGCCUCGACCCCGGCCCGAAAGGAAAACAAAGAGCCCGGCGACCCCUGGCGACGUCCCCGGGAAGUGCAAGUGACGCUUCAGACCCGGGAGCUCCGGGCGCGCUCUCCACCCUGAGCGAGGUCCGCCAGGUGUGUGUGUCAGAGACCCCCAGAUCCGGACAAGCGGGUUGACAACCAGGAAGACCACCUGAAGCCAGGGGACAAGGACACGGCCACCCUCCCACUUGCUGCCCACGAACUGUCAUUUGUGAAGAUGUCAACUGCUGGUGGCUCCCGAGGCCUGAGGGCCACCUACCACCAAGUCCUGGAUAAAGUGGAGCUCUUGCUACCAGAGAAAUUGAGACCAUUUUACAACCACCCAGCAGGUCCCAGAACCGUUUUUUUCUGGGCUCCAGUUAUGAAAUGGGGAUUAGUGUGCGCUGGAUUGGCUGACUUGGCCAGACCUGCAGAAAAACUUAGCACGGCUCAAUCUGCUGUUUUGAUGGCUACAGGGUUUAUUUGGUCAAGAUACUCUCUUGUAAUUACUCCAAAAAAUUGGAAUCUGUUUGCUGUUAAUUUCUUUGUUGGGUCAGCAGGAGCCUCUCAGCUCUUUCGUAUUUGGAGAUAUAAACAAGAACUAAAAACUAAAGCACACAAAAAAUAAAAGUUCCUGACCACUCAAGCAAUGAAGAUGUGAAUUUAGUCACUGGGACCCAAUUUGAUUAACUAGUUAUUUGAUGAAGUUAUGCUAACUGUGCCAACACUUGUAAGGUAUUGAAAAAACAUGUAACUGUAAUUGGUAGCUACUACUUGAUUAAGUAAAUAGAAAAAUAAAGCAAACUUUUCAGACUCUAUAGAGAUGCAGAUCUUCAAAAUCCACCCUGUGACCCUGGAUAGGUAAGAGAAUCUUUGUCUUCCUUUUCUAGAAUGGAUUUAAUCAAAGACCCUACACUGUAUUGGGCUGUUGUAAGGAUUAAAGAAUGCAUAAUGCAUGGUAAAUUCUUAUCAAAUGUCAAGUACUAUCAUAAAGAUGUGGGUUCCAUCCACUGGAAAGGGGUGAGAGGAAAUCAAUGCCAGGGGCUCUUGCACCCCAGGAAACUACUCAUCCCUGCUUCAGUAUUUCCCAAUCAAAUAAAGCCACACGUUUAUAAUUCAUUACAACUGUUUUAUGGAGUAGUGGUUACAUUAGCUUCAUAAAAAAGUUCUGUAGCUUAAACCUGGCAGAAAUGGUAUUGCUAUCACCUCAAUUUGAGGUGACAGGAAGUAGGUGAAGCAGAGAUUCUGUAGUCCAUUGUCUUGCUCAGACCCAUGCUCAACCACUUUUAUGUAACUUGGACACAUUGAACUCCAACUUGUUUACUCAUGUGCAAACUGGGCAGAGAAUCUCCUUCACAGAGGGGUGUGGAAUAAUGAAAUACGCAUCUAGUAAUCUUACCACUUUCUAAUUCAAUUAGUAUUUCA
This is a messenger RNA of Talpa occidentalis (Iberian mole), 1534 nucleotides long. Its product is annotated as mitochondrial pyruvate carrier 2-like. Lineage: Eukaryota; Metazoa; Chordata; Mammalia; Eulipotyphla; Talpidae. Gene Ontology annotation, biological process: pyruvate import into mitochondria. Bases 348 to 737 code for a protein of 129 amino acids. Gene Ontology annotation, molecular function: pyruvate transmembrane transporter activity. The record is from RefSeq and is a predicted model, not a curated record. Gene Ontology annotation, cellular component: mitochondrial inner membrane. The transcript has 2 exons.